CCAACAACUGCCUACCUUUUUUCGACGCUACUGUGCGUGAUAUCGAAUUAUUGGGAAUAGCAAACUUUCUCUUGCAUUUUACCGAAUCAGUGUAUUUUUUAGUUAAUAUUUGAUUUUAAUAAUUCACAAAAGCUGAAAGUCUUUAAGUGGGAAUCUUUAUUGGGUGACGUAAUAAAAAGUUUUUAGAAACCACAUUAAAAAAAAGAAUUCUUAACAAAAAUCAUUGUACUUCUCGAAAACUGAAUAAAUUCUUUUCUUGGAAGAUAAAGAAGUAUAGAAUAGGUUUAGCUAUUACAUUGUCUGAAAGUGGAGUGAAUAAUUAGACGUUUAACGUAUCAUCGUCUCUAUUAAGUUUUAAGCAGUUUUAAUACAUACAGCCGGUUUAUAUUGGAAAUUCUGCGUGUCUGUUUUCAAUUCUUAUCAUUGCCUCAUCAUAAGAAAAGGAUUAUUGGAGCUUGCGUGAUUUAACCAAAUCGGAUAAGUAUUUUCUCUUUCCCUAGUACAUUCAAAGCGAGUCAACUUUUGGCUUAUUAAUCUUACUCCCUUUCUCAUUUUCUUUGCCCUGUAAGUCGAAAGCAGAAGCUUUUCUUUCAGGCGAUAAGAAAGGCGCUGAAGUGUUUCAACGAAAACGAAAAGGACAUUCUUACUAACUUGAGAAAGUUUAGUAUAUUAUCCCUUGGAUUAAGCUACAAUCUUGUAUAUAAAACAAGUUAUUGAUAAUAGAACUUGCUUAAACGGAGAGUUUUAUUCGUUUACGAUUUUGAAGUUUUCUUUGGUAAAUUUGGAAGUCUAAUUUUAUUACAAGCCUUUCCAAGUAUAUUUAUUGAAAUAUCUUUAUUAUACUCUACUAUGUCGGGUGUCAUUUAUUAUAAAUUUAAAUCUCAGAAGGAUCCCUCGCGGGUGACUUUUGACGGUACUGUAGGAAUGUCGGUUUUUGAUGUCAAACGUGAAAUUAUCCAGCAAAAAAAGUUGGGUAGCGGUCUUGAUUUCGAUCUUUUGCUAUAUAAUGCCAACACCAAUGAAGAAUAUGAUGACGAUACGUAUAUUAUUCCCCGAUCUACUUCUGUAAUUGUACGACGUGUUCCUGCUCAAAAAUCUGGCAAAGGUACCGCCGCACGCUAUGUAAGCGGUACACCACGUAUGACUGGAAAUUCGAGGCCAGAAUUAGCCAAAAAACCUGUACCUAUGUUACAGAAGAAACCUCAGCCAACUGCCGGUCCAGCUGGGGAUGCAUCUGUCACGAAGUCGGCUCCAGGUUCAUCAGAAGAAGUUGCUAUUCAACAGAUGUUUCAAGUCUCUAGCGAUCAAUGGCGUGAGACACAGGAUAAAAUGGCAUCUGCUACUCCUAUUUACAAGCCUAAUCAAAGACGCGUUGCGGCGUCCGUUCCCGACAAGCCUCCUCCACCUGGCUAUAUAUGUUAUAGAUGCGGUCUAAAAGGCCACUGGAUUCAAGCCUGUCCUACAAAUUCUGAUCCAAACUACGAUGGCAAACCGAGAGUGAAGAGGACCACUGGUAUUCCACGUUCGUUCCUUAAAAGCAUUGAUGCUCCUGCCGAGGGAGAUACCGCCAAUAUUAUGAUUAACGCUGAAGGAGAAUAUGUAGUUGCACAACCUGACCAAGCAUCAUGGGAGUCCUAUCAAGCUCGAAAAGUAGCCUUGACUGAGAACGAUGUUUAUAAAAUGCAGCCUCCUGACUCGUCAUUGGCCUGUACUAUUUGCAAAAAGCUGGCUAAAAAUGCCCUUCGAACUCCUUGCUGUAACCAGUUAUUUUGUGAGGAGUGUAUACAGACCGCUCUUUUAGAUACUGAUUUUGAAUGCCCCCACUGUCACAAAAAGGAUAUACUGCUCGAUUCUUUGAAAGCCGAUUACCAAGUUCAACGAAAGAUAGAAUCUGUUGUAAGAUCUGUCUUGGGUACCCAUAAUAAAGAAAGCGAAGAUUCCAGUGCUGGCUUCGAUUCUUCCUCUUCCUCCUUAAACGAGAAGAGAAAGCGUGAAGAUGUUGAUGAAGUUAGCAAUCCAUCGAAAUAUAGCGCAAAAUCAUCAGCCAACUAUGCAAAACCAUCUGCUCAACCCGCAUUUCAUCCUGGUAUGCCGAUGCCUGCCGGUAUGCCGAUGCCACCUGGUAUGCCACCGUUGCCUCAUUUGCAGGGUUUUCCGGCACCAUUUCCUCCUUUCAUGAUGCCAGGGUUUCCCCAAAUGCCAAUGAUGAAUAGUAACGAAAUGAGCAACAAUGCAUAUGGUUCUCAAUUCCGCACCAAUUAUAAACCACCAAGUCGCUCUUCUCAUUCCCCUACACCUACAAACUCAACAGUUCAAAAUAACUCUUCAACGAAUAUAACCUAAUAUCAUUUAUGAUGGUUAAAGAUAAGAACGCAUUGUAAAUCGUGACGAACCGUUACAUGACUGUUGGCCUAUAAAUACUUUACUUUUCUUGCCGUAAUGGCAAGUAUUCAAACGGAAUUUUUGCGUGUUGAACAUUGUAUCAAUUUUUUGGAUUCGCAGUUCUGUUUUACUUCUUGGAAUCAAUGUUUGUAAGUCUAGUCAUUCU
Molecule: messenger RNA, 2548 nt
Organism: Schizosaccharomyces octosporus yFS286
Lineage: Eukaryota; Fungi; Ascomycota; Schizosaccharomycetes; Schizosaccharomycetales; Schizosaccharomycetaceae
Product: ubiquitin-protein ligase E3 RBBP6 family protein
Exons: 1
Coding region: 850-2343 (497 amino acids)
Biological process (GO): ubiquitin-dependent protein catabolic process; protein ubiquitination; mRNA processing
Cellular component (GO): nucleus
Molecular function (GO): nucleic acid binding; zinc ion binding; ubiquitin protein ligase activity
Source: RefSeq, a predicted model, not a curated record